AUGGAGGCACAACAAAAGAACACUGGGAACCAGCAGCUUUCCUCAUUCGCUGAUGUCAUCAAAGGAAUCACACCAGUUACAACGAGUGCGGAACCGGUCAAUCAUCAAGUGGUUCAGAUAGAUGUGAUGCCAGUUCUAGAAAAUCAGAUGGAGCUGGGUGAGUCAUCUGGAGCAUCCAUCGAAUACGCAAAUCGCAUGAAGGAGCUGGACAUUUCGCCGCUUCGAACACUCGUAGCUGCUAGUGAGCACAGUGAAUCGAAGUCGCCGAGGCAAGGGAGAUCUAUGGAUAAGAGAAGAAACAAAAGAGGUAAUGAUGAUGACAAGGAGCUGCCCGCCGUCAAGGAGGAAAUUUUCGACUUGGAUACAUUCAACUCCUUGGAUGACAGCGACUUCAGCCGUUUGAAUUUUACAACCGGACAACGAAAAAAAAUAAUAAAGAUUCAAAGUGAGCUCCAGGAAAAAAACCCAUAUGUAGGAAUCCCUAAAGAAGAACCACAUCCAGAUGAAGAAUACUUGGAUUAUGAAAUGAUUGAUCAGGAUGAAGAACAGUGUAACAUCAUAUCACUGGAGAAGGAAUUUGAUAUUGACUUGAUCUUCAAACAAUCACCCGAAGGGCAACGCAUCAUGGAACUAUUGAAAGAACAAAACAUGGUUGAUAGUAAACUGAUUAAAGCUAUCACAAUUGUACUGUGUGAAUAUUUAGUCAGUCGAUUCGGAUACCAUCCAAGCGCUUUUUAUAAAAACAUAAUCGCAAAAUCUCUGGUUCGAAAAUAUAGCAUUUUAAAGUCAACUACAGCCCAAGUUGAACAGGCAUUAUGGUUCUUUCCGGAUGGCCGUGGUCCCGGAAAACAUUGUGGGAAACUACAUUACCAUAUUGAAUAUAUGGUGAAGAAGUUUAAACAACAGAUACGACGAAGUGCGAGCCAAAACAACGAUGAAAACAACACUAAUGAGGAUCCUAUCGACGAUACGCCAGACGAUGAAACAAACCUUGAUGAAAUUGUCAACAAACUUAAGUUUAUAGUGCCUUCGGAAGCGUCAUUGGAUAUUAUAAAGGAAGACUGGAUUAGAACGUUUGCGACGAGAAACCUUAUUAGGAAGAUGGAUGUACUUAGGGUGACCAUAUGA
Armigeres subalbatus is the source of this 1128-nucleotide messenger RNA. RefSeq lists its product as uncharacterized. The record is from RefSeq and is a predicted model, not a curated record. The coding region runs from base 1 to 1128 and encodes 375 amino acids. NCBI's taxonomy places the organism in Eukaryota, Metazoa, Arthropoda, Insecta, Diptera, Culicidae. The transcript has 6 exons.